AUGAUCGGCACCUCGACCGCCGAGUACAUUUUCAUACGUGCCUGCAUCCUGGGCCUGCGCUCAGUCACCCCGCUUGCCCUGCUCUACUGUCUCGCCCGUGUUGUGCGCCCCCACGCCUUUCACCUGCCAUUGAUCUUCGACAUCUGGGCCGCCGCCGAGGCCGCCUUCUACUUCUUCUUCUACCUCCCGCGCAAGCGCCAGCUGCAAAAGGCCGCCGUGCACCCGCCCGCCCCGACCCGCGACCAGCGCGCCCGCCUGUUCAGCCGCUGCAGUGACCAUGUCCCCGACUUCGAGCGCUACCUGCGAGGAUGGUUCAUGGGCGCCCCGCUGUCCGAGAUCAAACGGGAGAACUUGAGAGAGUUCCUUGCCUGGGCCUUCCUGGACACCGCCGACGUCCACUCCCUGGACGGCGACGAGUUUGACGGCUACAUGCGUGACGUCGAGGCCCGUCUCGGGAAGCCCAUCGAGAGCGGCAGAGGGAAAGCAAACGCUUUGCGCCUGUCGCUCGACCAAGUCCGCAUGACACACCGGUCUUUGCUGUGGUACCUGUGUGUCUUUGUCGUCGACGCAAUAGCCUCGACCCGCCUGUGGUACUACCAGUUCGACUACCACCGCACCCGCCGCCGCCACUGGUACUCGGUCCUACCGCCCCGCCCCCACAACCUCUUCGCCAAACACAUCUCGCCCUCCCGCUCUAUCACCUACUGGCACCGCCCUCACGCCGCCAAGGACAUGCUCCCCAUCCUCUUCAUCCACGGCAUCGGCAUCGGUCUGUAUCCCUACGUGAACAUGCUAUCCGAAAUCAACGUCCCCUCCAGCACCCGCCGGACCCGCCACGACAUCGGCAUCAUCGCCAUCGAAAUCAUGCCCAUCAGCUUCCGAAUCACCACAUCUCCCGCCCUGCGCAAGCGCGAGAUGUGCGCCGAAAUUGCCCGGAUCCUUGCCUUCCACGGCUGGGAAAGAGUCGUCCUGGUCUCGCACUCAUACGGCAGCGUCGUCACAACCCACAUGCUGCACUCGCCGCUCCUCUCCCCCGCCAUCGCCUCCCUCCUCCUCAUCGACCCCGUCACCUUCCUCCUGCACCUCCCCGACGUCGCCUGCAACUUCAUCAUCCGCAAGCCCCGCCGCGCCAACGAGCACCAGCUCUCGUACUUUGCGAGCCAGGACAUGGGCGUCGCCCACACGCUGUCGCGCUGCUUCUUCUGGAGCGAGAACAUCAUGUGGAAGGAGGACCUGGCCGGCCGGGACGUCACGGUGAGCCUGUCGGGGAGGGAUCUGAUCGUCGACACGGAGACGGUGAGGGGCUAUCUGAAGGGGGAGGGCAAGUGGGAGGGGAAGGCGAGCGAGGGGAACGGCGUGGAUGGGAAGAGGAGCGAGUUGGAUGUGCUGUGGUUCGAGGAUCUGGAUCAUGCGCAGGUGUUUGAUACGGCGGGGAAUAGGAGGAGGCUGAUUAAUGUGCUGGAGAGGUAUUGUGCGAGGGUGUAG
Diplodia corticola is the source of this 1485-nucleotide messenger RNA. RefSeq names its product transcription initiation protein spt5 protein. The record is from RefSeq and is a predicted model, not a curated record. The transcript has 4 exons. The coding region runs from base 1 to 1485 and encodes 494 amino acids. NCBI's taxonomy places the organism in Eukaryota, Fungi, Ascomycota, Dothideomycetes, Botryosphaeriales, Botryosphaeriaceae.